Messenger RNA from Brenthis ino (lesser marbled fritillary), 2100 nucleotides. NCBI's taxonomy places the organism in Eukaryota, Metazoa, Arthropoda, Insecta, Lepidoptera, Nymphalidae. The record is from the annotation of a GenBank genome assembly.
AUGUCAAAUAUAGAAGGUAGACUUAAAGAUUUGCAGGAGCGUAUUCGAAGAGAGGGUCUCCACAAUCAAGGUGGACUUGGGGCUCCCAAGUCUGGGGGCACAAGAAGACCUAGGCCUCCACCUAUGUUUUCACCAAGAGACAUACCAGCAUUUCCACCAAGAUCUAAACAGGCUGUUGACACUGAAUAUCAAAUGCAAGAAGUUUACAAGGCAAGUGGCAAAUUAAAUGUUGAUGGAGUGGAAUACAAAUCUCAUAUAGAUGACCUUCAACAACUUGGUGAGCUGGGAAGUGGCACUUGUGGUCAUGUCGUUAAAAUGCUUCAUAAAUCUUCAGGAGCUGUUAUAGCAGUUAAGCAAAUGCGACGUUCUGGGAACUCAGAAGAAACUAAACGAAUUCUCAUGGACUUAGAUGUGGUAGUCAGGUCACAUGACUGUCCAUACAUUGUUCGAUGUUUGGGAUGUUUUGUAACAGAUGCAGAUGUUUGGAUCUGCAUGGAACUAAUGGCUUCCUGCUUUGAUAAGCUAUUGAAAAGGCUCGGAGCUCCCAUUCCUGAGGCUAUUCUGGGGAAAGUGACUGUGGCGACAGUGAACGCGCUCUCGUACCUGAAGGACAAGCACGGCGUGAUCCACCGCGACGUGAAGCCCAGCAACAUCCUGCUGGACGAGCGCGGCAACGUGAAGCUGUGCGACUUUGGCAUCAGUGGCCGCCUCGUCGACUCCAAGGCCAAGACGCGCAGUGCGGGCUGCGCGGCGUAUAUGGCGCCCGAGCGGAUAGACCCGCCGGACCCGAGUCGGCCGGACUACGACAUCCGCGCGGACGUGUGGUCGCUGGGCAUCUCGCUGGUGGAGCUCGCCACCGGCGUCUUCCCAUACCGCGACUGUCAGAAUGAUUUUGAAGUUCUCACCAAGGUAAUAGCAGAUGAUCCACCACAACUACCUGAAGAUAGUGAUUUUACACCUGAAUUCAAAUCUUUUGUGUCACAAUGUCUAACAAAAAACUACCGGCAGCGACCGAAAUACGUGAAGCUUCUAGAACAUCCGUUUGUAGUGAAAUCGGCGCGUAACUCAGUGUCAGUCGGUACCUGGUACUCGUCCCUACCCAUCUCGGGCUCCCAACCCAAAGGCCCGACGGGCAGCACCAGCUUCACAGGCUCCACUGGCUCCACAACCUCCACCGGCUCCACCCACUCGGUGAACUCCAACAAUGGAGUGGAGAUACCAGUCACCCCCCAGCCUGUCAGGAACUUUGUGACCAGCAGUCAAUAUUGGACGCCCGAACACGCCACGCCUACGCCUGCGAGAGCGUGGUGGGCGAGCACGGCCAGCCCGGGCGGGAGCAGUUCGCAGCCCGCCAGCUUGGAGGCCGACUUGUCUAACCAUUCGCCUUAUCCCAGACGCAGGACGCUCGACGCAUGCGCGUCCCCGCCGCCCGCGCCCGCGCGCCGCGUGUCCGCGGACAACCGCUGGCGAGCUUCUCCCGCGAGCUCCGGCAACACCAGCCCCAUAGUAUUACAAAGAUUCUAUCACCAAAAUCAGCAGAGGAAGUCUAGAGUGGACCUACACUCGACGCCCAGACAUCGGAGCUUGAGUCGGGAGCACAGCACGGGGCGCUCCCCGGAGCCGCCCCCGCGCACCAGCCGGCACCAUCACAUGCUUGGACAUGAAGUGAACGGUAGUAUGGAGCUAGAACCGCCGCCGCUCCACGACAGACUGCACCCGCCCUCGCCUUUAUUACUUAGUAAUGAUAGACUAUCAGAAGGCCGAAGCCAGAGCCUGACCCGCGCAGAGCUGCGCAACGGGUUCCGCAGCGAGUUGGCCGCCGUGCCGCCGCCCAAGCACCAUCACGACGACCAGGUGGUCGGCGGGCGGUGGUGCGCGGUGGCGCGUGGUGGGUGGGUGGAUGUAACGUGCGUGCGCGUAGGCUGGCUGCACUCGCUCGCGGGCCUGCUGAAGCGCCGCCUCAGCGGGUACGUCAAGUGGCAUCACGUUGCAGCGCGCUCGCCCGCGCCGAGGCAUAGCCACAGAUGGGGUACGAGCGAGAGUUGGAGCGUGCCGGCGUCGCCGCUGCCGCCGCGCGCGCCGCCGCCGCGCCCCGCCGAC